CCAGAAACGAAUAUUAGUUGAGCGAGAACAAUUUAAAUCAUCAGUCGCGAGCUUUCUGCGCUACCGAACAGUACUUUGAACUUUACAGUAGUUAAUCUUCUUUUUGUUUUUAUUUUCGCCGGUUAAUUUCAUCCUAUAUAAAAAUGAACGCAGUAAUUAUAAUAAGUACAGUAAUAGUUUCGAUUGCGGGUCAGAGGCCAUUUUACGCAGGAACUAGCGUUAAGGGCUAUCCAGAACUGGCGAGCCGAUUCCAAGAAACCAACGACAAUCAAAACAUUACAAUCAACGACAGGCUAGGGGCAGGAGACGAACAAACAUCACAGAACGUUCCCACCGAAUCGAACAAUAAAUUUUACGAACGGGUGAGCGAGUGGCCAAGAGAAAACCAGCCGUUCUGGCUAAUCAACGCUGGACACAUCGAAAAACACUUAAGACCUAACGUUAAUGGACAAAGGCCUAAUAGUAGCCAAGCCACUAACAGCGGCGAUCAAAGGAACGAAUUGCAGUCUCGAUUUGGAGAGCCUGUCGCUACUGAAACCAGAACGAUUAAACCACUGAGUCAAAGGGGAUCCUUUGCUGGAUCUGGAACUAGAACUUAAUUUCAUAUAGAUAUAUCCAGACUGUCUAUACUUAUACAGUGUCCGGCAACACUGCGUCGGGCAUCUGUAGCUCCUGGAAGAAAAAACUUAAACAUUUUCUUUAAGUGCAAAUGGGAGGAUGUAUUUAAGGAAAAUAUUUUAUCUUCUAUAGGGUGGCUCAAGAAAGCGUGAGUGGAUCGGGAUGGUUUUUUUUAAAUACAAAAUCCUGCAUAUUAUUGCAUUUUUGGCUUUCUUUCAG
Sitophilus oryzae (rice weevil) is the source of this 837-nucleotide messenger RNA. RefSeq lists its product as uncharacterized. The record is from RefSeq and is a predicted model, not a curated record. Lineage: Eukaryota; Metazoa; Arthropoda; Insecta; Coleoptera; Curculionidae. The transcript has 2 exons. The coding region runs from base 144 to 599 and encodes 151 amino acids.